Molecule: messenger RNA, 1909 nt
Organism: Choloepus didactylus (southern two-toed sloth)
Lineage: Eukaryota; Metazoa; Chordata; Mammalia; Pilosa; Megalonychidae
Gene: DLX6
Product: distal-less homeobox 6
Exons: 3
Coding region: 369-1247 (292 amino acids)
Biological process (GO): cell differentiation; embryo development; regulation of transcription by RNA polymerase II
Molecular function (GO): RNA polymerase II cis-regulatory region sequence-specific DNA binding; DNA-binding transcription factor activity, RNA polymerase II-specific
Source: RefSeq, a predicted model, not a curated record
UUUCGCAGAAUCCACCUUAAAAUCUCUGCCUUAAACUGCACCAGCCCCCAAAAAAAUCCAAGGGGGGAAAGCAAGGGGGGGGAGAGCAGAGUCCCCCCUCCCCCUCUCCUAUCCCUCCCCCUUCCUCCUCCCUUUGAGUUAACAAGGCCCCGCUCACUAUAUCUCUUUAUAUUAAAAAUAUAUGUAUUAGAGAAGAGCGAGGGAGAAGGAGAACCACCUCCGCCCCCUCUUUUUUCAAAAAAAAAAAAUUUAUUUUUUUGCAAGGAUCCCAAGAGCUAAGGUGGCUGCAGAGGGGAGAGCGGCGGGAGCCAAGUGGGGGAGGGUGGAGGAAACCUAGGAGAAGGCUUUCUCCAGCCCCCAAAGUUUUGAUGAUGACCAUGACUACGAUGGCUGACGGCUUGGAAGGCCAGGACUCGUCCAAAUCCGCCUUCAUGGAGUUCGGGCAGCAGCAGCAGCAACAGCAGCAGCAGCAACAGCAACAGCAGCCUCAGCAGCAGCCGCCGCCGCCGCCGCCGCCGCCGCCGCAGCCGCACUCGCAGCAGAGCUCCCCGGCCAUGGCAGGCGCGCACUACCCUCUGCACUGCCUGCACUCGGCGGCGGCGGCGGCCGCGGCGGCCGGCUCGCACCACCAUCACCACCAGCACCACCACCACGGCUCGCCCUACGCGUCGGGCGGCGGCAACUCCUACAACCACCGCUCGCUGGCCGCUUACCCCUACAUGAGCCACUCGCAGCACAGCCCUUACCUCCAGUCCUACCACAACAGCAGCGCGGCCGCCCAGACGCGAGGGGACGACACAGAUCAACAAAAAACCACAGUGAUUGAAAAUGGAGAAAUCAGGUUCAAUGGAAAAGGGAAAAAGAUUCGGAAGCCUCGGACCAUUUAUUCCAGCCUGCAGCUCCAGGCUUUAAACCAUCGCUUCCAGCAGACUCAGUACCUGGCCCUUCCGGAGAGAGCUGAACUGGCAGCUUCGUUAGGACUGACACAAACACAGGUGAAGAUCUGGUUUCAGAACAAACGCUCCAAGUUUAAGAAACUGCUGAAGCAGGGCAGUAAUCCCCAUGAGAGCGACCCUCUCCCGGGUUCGGCGGCGCUGUCACCGCGCUCGCCGGCACUGCCUCCGGUGUGGGACGUUUCCGCCUCUGCCAAGGGUGUCAGUAUGCCCCCCAACAGCUAUAUGCCUGGCUAUUCGCACUGGUACUCCUCGCCACACCAGGACACGAUGCAGAGACCACAAAUGAUGUGAGUUGUCCGAGGGAACUCUCUACUCUAGAGAAACAUCUGGACAAGGCAAGGAGGAUCCAGGACCUGCUUGCAUCUGCCAAACCGAGCCGAAGGAGCAGGCUCGGGAGAACUCGUACGUGUGGCCAGGGACCAGCUGGGUGCUUGCUCCCUCGCUCUUUCUCUCUUCCUUUCUCAAUCUUCCCUUUCUUUUCCUCCCUCCUUUUCUUCCUACCUUCCUUCCCUCCCUCCUUUCUUUUCCUUCUUCUUUCCUUUCUUAUCUUGUCUGCGUUCUCCCUUGAGCAACCUCAGUAAUUAAUCUUGCAUCUCAGAGACAGAGAAAGAGAAUGGUUUCUAUGCCAGUGCUCCUGAAACCCCUCACUGUAAGGAUAUUUUCCCUCCCCUCUUGGGAAUCCAGGCUCUGAGCCUCCUCUUCUCUUUGGGAGUAUCCCACAAAUGACUUUUUCUACAGACAUUUUUCCCCUACCAGAAGAAUCUGCACAAACAUGGCAGCAUUUUUACUUGUUUAAUGAGCUUAAGACAUAAUAUGAUGAAAGAGAAGCAUUUCGGACCUCUGAGUUUUUAUUUACCAAUCCCUGACAAAAAAGGAAAGAAGAAGAAAAAAAAACCUCACAUAACAGCCCUUCUCUAAAGAAAAAGGAAAUACCUGCUGUAAGAUUAGAACGU